Messenger RNA from Quercus robur (English oak), 968 nucleotides. RefSeq lists its product as uncharacterized. Gene Ontology annotation, cellular component: cytosol. Lineage: Eukaryota; Viridiplantae; Streptophyta; Magnoliopsida; Fagales; Fagaceae. The coding region runs from base 181 to 663 and encodes 160 amino acids. The record is from RefSeq and is a predicted model, not a curated record. The transcript is spliced from 8 exons. Gene Ontology annotation, molecular function: RNA binding.
GCAAGUGGAACAGGAGCUAGAAAACGAAAGACAGCUGCCAGGCAGGUGCAAUAAUAAAUAUCAAGGAGUCUAAAGUAGAAGAGAAAAUCGAGUGCUCAAAACCAGAGGCAGAGCCAAUUUCUGCAGAGACACAGACUCUCUCUCUCUCUCUCUCUUCGUUCUGUGCUUCAACUUUGAAAGAUGGGAAGAGGAAAGUUCAAGGGCAAGCCCACCGGUCACCGCAACUUCUCUACCCCCGAAGAAAUGCUUGCCGGUAGCUCUUCUCGCCCACGAACUUUUAAGAAGGAAGAAGCUGAAGAGGUGGUAGAAGAAGAGUCUGAAGAGGAAGUAGAAGAAGAACAAGAUGAAGAACCUGAGAAGCGAAAAGGCACCUCGGGUCUCAUUGAGAUUGAAAAUCCCAAUUUAGCAAAAUCAAAGAAUUUGAAGGCUAAAAAUGCUGAUAUUGAGAAAACAACUGAACUCUCUAGGCGUGAAAGAGAGGAGAUAGAGAAACAAAAAGCUCAUGAGCGAUACAUGAGGCUGCAGGAACAAGGAAAAACGGAGCAAGCAAAAAAAGAUUUAGAACGCUUAGCCCUGAUACGGCAACAAAGAGCAGAGGCUGCUAAGAAGCGGGAAGAGGAGAAGGCUGCCAGAGAGCAGAAAAAGACAGAGGCACGCAAAUGAAAAGAUUCUGAAGAUGCCAAUUAGAUAAAUCUUGGUUGUUUUCUCUUUAUAUUUUAACUUAUUUACCUGUACUCUGAAGCUACUAAAUUUUCAUUAAUAGUAAUGCAAUUUGGUUUUUAUAUUCGGAGAAUGUCAAAAAAUUUGUUAUAGCCCUUCUUGUUUGUUAUUGAGGAAAGAUUGGUGUUGAAUAUUGUUCUGGUAAUAUGAUUAAGAACAUUGAUUUAGUAGCAAUAUGUCGCUUUAUUGAGGUUGAUUUGUGAACGAGGAAUAUUCUUUAUGGAUGGAGUUGUACAUUAUUUCGUUCC